CAACAAAUAAGUUCAACCAACUAAAAACUUCAUCACUUGUUUAUCUUUGACCCAAACGACUUCCUUCUGCCUCUCACUGCAUGGUUCUCCUUGAUUUUCAAGACUCGAAUCACUCAGACGCACUCCACCGCUAUACGUUCACCUAGAGUCAUGUUCACGGCUUGGGCUGUUGGUGCCUAAUGAAUGACGUUGUGCCUGUCCUACUACCUCAGUACAGCCCUGUCCCGGACGCUUCCACCUUGGUUCUCGUGAGACUAUAUUCACAAAAGUAAAAAUGGAGGUGUUACUCGGCAAGGUGACCCAGCAGGCGAUGAACUAUGCCAUCCGCACGGGCAUCACCAUCACUAGCACGUACGCUCUCCGCCAAUGUGGUCGUUUGAUGAAAACAGUCGAAGGCCAAGAGAAGGAGGAGUUGGCUGCAUUACAACGCCGACUGGAAAGCAAGAUCCGCAUUCUGUCCCCAGCCAUUGACAUGAUCGAGCUUAUCGCAGCCCGCGGCAAUACAUCACUGGAGUCAGCCGUGACUCUUACCAAAUCUCUCCGGUACGACAUUCAAGCCCUUGGAGUUCGCCUCUCCAAGGCCGUCGGUGAAGAACAGCUGGCUCGAAGGGGAAGUUCAAGGAGUAAAUCACGUGCACAGAACGACCUCGAGUUGAAGCUCAUCAUCGCCGACAUCAAGAAGUUACUCAAUCGUAUAGAAGACGAAGUAGACUUCAUAAACCUUGCCAUCACCACAUCUGGCGUAAAUCUCUCGACAAACCUCCCAGCUACAGUCUCUCCUUCCCGGUUGCUGCAGGCCAGUACAUUUCUUACCGCGGGAGAUUCGCAAUAUUGUAGUUCCACCCCGCGUGCACAGCAGAUCGGACCUGCAUUCACUCUAUCCAUGUAUAUGCUCUUCUCUGGACACGCAUAUCGUCCGCAGGAUGAAGAAGGCAUUCGCGAGACAACUUGGAAAGAGGUCAUGCACAAGGCCCGAGUCACCCUCCUCAGAGUUCCACUCGACAAUGUUUACGAUUACCCAGCGCCCUUCACCGGGGAUGAUAGGCAUAGUGGUGAGGGGAAUCAUGGCCACAUUCCCUCCGAAAGCAAGCUCCACGAGUUUGCGUAUCAGCUGCUCGUUGUUGAAGACCUUGACGACGAUCGUGUCCAUACUUUCGAGGCUGAUGAGGCCCAGCCUGGCCCGUAUGAAGGAGUUGAUCUAGCCGGAAUCCGUGAAAUUAUUCCCAUCCAUGAAAUAUCCAAGAUUUUCUAUGCUGAUACAGGGAAAAUCCUCAACAUCGGCGCUGAUGGGGAGACCAACAACCCUAUACUCCUGCUGAAGCGCGAUGUUAACGCCAUACCUCCGCGCAGAAUGAUGGAAAGGAACGCAAUAUCGCAAGACUAUGAGUCUGAUAGUACCGAUACCGUAGGCGACUCCGAAUCAGCAGACGAACAAUCAGAAUUGGACGAGCAAUUCCGCCGAGAGUCUUCCGUCCAUUUGCCAGAAGAGGUUCCCGAAGACAAUGAAACACAAACACAUCCGUGGCGAUUACCGCCAAAUCUUGAUCUAGAAUGGAUGGCUUUUGAAGUUUACGUGGAAGAACCACCUUCCGAGUCGGAAUUUGAAGAGUCGGAGCUGGAUCCGUUAUCCCCCUCAGGGCCAUCCACUCCGCAACAAGACAGCCCUGUCUCUCCAAGCUUAACCGAUCGGUUUUCCAACAUAAAUUUGCGCCCUACCACACCCUCUACCCCAACUCCUCCCAACUCACAGCUGGUUCCCUCUCCCCAGAAGAAGCGGAUUCCAGCGUCUCACCAAAGCCCUUAUCAAACAUCUGCUCUCCCAGCCAUCAAGACAUCAUUGUCAUUAUUGGAGAUGCUCAUUCGCCUGACAGCCCUUCAACAAUUUCAACAGUCUUCACAUCUUGCUAUUCCGGACGAACUACUGACCUUCUUCUUGUCAGACAGCAGCACCGUCGGCGCCGGUGGUGACUCGGAGCUUCGCCGACGUGUACGACGUGAAGCGCGGAUGAGGGUAGGCUUUGAUCCAUAUGACGAAAGUCCAAUCAAACGUCGAGGGGAGGAUUAUCUGGAACAUGAAUUCCAUGAUGGAGACCAUGACUACGACGAUCGUUCGCCUGGGGAAGGUAAGGCUUUUGACUACCAAGGAUUUCCACAUGGCUCGACACGCUCCAGAUCCGCGACGCCACUUCGCUCAUCCCCAUAUCGUCAGUCAUCUCCUAUCACGGGGCCUCGGUCCAAAUCUUCUGCUGAUGUUCCUUUGCCAUCUCGGGAGGGACGGGCUUCCCUUGCAAAUGUAUCUUCUGCAAGUCCGCUGUUGAGGAGGGCUACAACCCAGCCUAGCCAUGGAUUAGGACUUCAGCAACCAAAAUUCCGUGGACCUCCUACGGCUCCCCCAACUUCUAGUAGCCCUCGACUUAAUGCACAUCCAAGUGCACAGCAAUUAGGCCGGGGAAGUCAAAUUCCCGAGACUCCUCCGAGCAGCGCUGGUAAACGGCUUUGAGUAUCCAUAGAAAUAGGGAGAACUACACAAAUUUAUAAAUUGACUAUGCAUACACUACCCUGCAAAGACUUUGGGUGGCGAUUAGUUGCUGGCCGAUGAGAGUUCAGCUUUGCUUUAUAGACCAAGAUACCAUCAAUG
This is a messenger RNA of Aaosphaeria arxii CBS 175.79, 2638 nucleotides long. Its product is annotated as Ran-binding-domain-containing protein. Lineage: Eukaryota; Fungi; Ascomycota; Dothideomycetes; Pleosporales. Gene Ontology annotation, molecular function: GTPase regulator activity. Bases 275 to 2500 code for a protein of 741 amino acids. Gene Ontology annotation, cellular component: nucleus; cytoplasm. The record is from RefSeq and is a predicted model, not a curated record. The transcript is spliced from 3 exons.